Serendipita indica DSM 11827 is the source of this 4380-nucleotide messenger RNA. The record is from the annotation of a GenBank genome assembly. Lineage: Eukaryota; Fungi; Basidiomycota; Agaricomycetes; Sebacinales; Serendipitaceae.
AUGUCGGCCAAACGGCGGGACAAGUCCAAGAAAUCACAUGAAACUGUCAAUCCACCCGAAUCUUUCUCUGUCGCCCAAAGCUCGUCUUCCAGGAAGAAUCAAGUGUACGACAAAGUCAACUUUGGCCUCGAUGCAUUGGGAAAUAUAUCCGAGGGUUCAGAUGUACUUGCUCCUCUCAAAGCAGCAUGUCGAACGACGAAAUCUGUCCUUGAUAUCAUGCAGGCUAUCGAGAGCAACCAGGAAGAAUGGACGAACCUAACACAGCGUCUGAAGGGAUACAUGAGCGGACUCGAGAAGCAAACCACUUUGUUCGAGGCAUAUGCCGCAAACGAUAGGGCUUUCGACGAGGCACUGAGACAGCCACUGAUGCACUAUUUCAAAGCUCUCGAAGAUAUCCAUGAUACGGUGGUCGAAGUGAGGGAGAAACGAAGUCGCAGCAAACUUGGGUUCUUGAAAUCUAUGAGCAAAGUGAAGAUCGAUGCUGGAGAGAUUCGUGAACUCAACAGAGAUAUCGAGGAGGACAUCGGCAGUUCAUGGAAGCGUUGGGUAUUUUUACUGCACUGCGUGCUCAAGACAUUCAACAAAAGAUCUAUUCUUCAGUUACCGACAGUCGCAUUCGCCGCGUCCUCGGUUCAUACGACCUGUCUGAAAGGAACGCGUGAGGCAGUCCUUCAGAUGAUCUGGCGCUGGGCCAGUGAGGUGCCGUCGGAGAAGCCUAUAUUUUGGCUGUGUGAUAUAGCUGGGUCCGGCAAGUCUACAGUCGCAAUGUCCGUAGUCGAAUCAUGGCGGAACGAAGGAGUGUUAGGGGGUCGAUUCUUCUUCUCCAUGGCAAACAAUGACGCAUCGACCACGGACAAGUUCUGUUCGACCAUCGCAAGAGACCUCGUCCAGUACAUCCCUGAUCUCAGACCCCAUAUUGCCAAAGCUGUGGAACAGAACCCUUCUUUCAUGCGAAGUUCUGUGGAUGAGCAACUUCGGACGCUCAUCACGAAUCCACUCCUCCAGUCAGACAAGCGCGUGAUCCUCGUCAUCGACGCUAUCGACGAAUGCAAAUCUGGAUCACAGCGAAGAGAACUUCUCGAGGCGCUUGCUACCGCUGCUCGAGAGUGCGCGAACCUCAAAAUCUUUCUCACCAGUCGGCCAGAUCCCGUCAUCGAGGCGGUCUUGCAGGGACUUUUGAUCAAGGAAAAGUUGGAAAACCGGCUUCACGAUGUGAAGCACCCAGAUACCACAAACGAUAUCGCGGUGUAUGUGCAUCAUUCGUUGCAUGAAGUCCUACCGCAGGACAAGAGACCGCGUCUGGCCGAAAAGGCCAACGGGUUAUUCAUCUGGGCGAGCACUGCAUGUCGAAUGCUCACGAGUGAAACCAGAUUGAGUUCACCCGAGGAUGUUUAUGACCGUCUGAUCUCUCUGGACCAGCCAGGAGUGAUCGACGACCUAUAUAAUCUUAUCUUCGAGCGGACAGACCCCGAGUACUACGCGGUCAUGUGUUCAAUGCUGGCGCUGCUGCAUGGUGCAUUUGAACCACUAACGGUGGACGAUCUGGACGAUCUAGUGAAGCAUGCAAAAGUACGGGGAAGUGCCAGGGCCCUGGUACAGAAUCUAGGAAGCGUACUCAGUGUGGAUUCAAAGACGGAUCUGAUCCAAUUCCGCCACCCAACGCUGGUCGAGUACCUUCGACGGUGCUCGAUCCCCCAAGGUGGCGAUAACCGAAAUAAACUAUAUAUCGAUAUCGGCAAUGCUCACGGUCAAACAGCAUCGUGGUGUCUGAAGCGGUUCAAGUUGCUUAAUGGAGGACUCAAGUUCAACAUAUGUGAAAUCGAAUCCUCUUUCUUCCUAAACAGGCAGAUUCCGGAUCUGGAAGAGAGAAUUUCAAAGUUCAUUCCAAGAAGACUUCGAUAUGCCGGUUUGCAUUGGUUAUUUCAUUUGGCGGAAACGGACGACGGGUGGCGAACUAGGCUAAAGGACGGAAUUGAACACGUGAUAAAAAGCCCAUAUGUCCUAUACUGGAUGGAGGUUCUGAGUUUCACCGGAGGGGUACCAAGGGCGAUAGCGGGACUUCGAGCCGUUGCGCGCCAUAGAAGAAUUGAAGAGGAGACGAGGACGAUGAUGACGGAGGUCCGACGGUUUCUAAUGGCAUUUUCGGUGCCGAUUCAAGACAGUGCUCCGCACAUCUACAUCUCAGCAUUAGCGUUUAGUCCGAGGAAGUCAAUCCUUCACAGCGAGAGACUGAAACGGCAUGCCAAUACUCUCAGUGUGACCCAGGGAUACGAGGAGACGUAUCCUGGGCUUCCCAGGGCUCUUCAAGGUCAUGGGGGCAGGGUCUACGCUGUCAAGUUCUCUCCAGAUGGAACACACAUAGUCUCUUGUUCGGGAGACAAGACGAUUCGACUGUGGGACGCAGAAACCGGCCAGAGAUUGGGGGAGCCGUUUCGCGGACAUACAUCUGAAGUAUUUUCCAUUGGAUUCUCGGCAGAUGGUUCCCGAAUUGUCUCUGGUUCGAAUGAUAAGACAAUUCGAGUCUGGGAGGCGGACACCGGCCAGCCUUUAGGAGCGCCACUGCGUGGUCACGAAGACGGCGUCCUGACCGUUGGAUUCUCGCCGGACGGAUCAAAAAUUGUCUCUGGAUCGUAUGAUAAUACGAUUCAAGUGUGGGAUGCAGACACUGGCCAGGCGCUGGGAGAGCCAUUCCGAGGUCAUGAGGGUUGGGUCUAUGCCGUAUCAUUCUCGCCAGAUGGAUCACGAAUUGUCUCUGGCUCUGCUGACCAGACAGUUCGGUUGUGGGAUGCACAUACCGGCCAACCCGUGGGAGAGCCAUUCCGAGGUCAUGAUGCUCGGGUUGUGGCCGUAGGAUUCUCACCAGAUGGCUCAAUGAUAGUCUCUGGCUCGUGGGAUCGGACCAUUAGACUGUGGGAGGCAGAUACCGGCCAACAUGCGGGAGAGCCAAUCCGAGGUCACGAAGGUUGGGUCUAUGCCGUGGGAUUCUCUCCAGACGGGUCACGGAUUGUCUCUGGCUCAUCGGACCAGACCGUUCGGCUAUGGGAAGGAGAUACUGGUCAGCCAGUAGGAGAGCCUCUUCGAGGUCAUUAUUCUAGUGUCAACGCGGUCGCAUUCUCGCCUGACGGCUUUUUAAUCGCGUCUGGUUCGCACGACAAGACGAUUCGACUAUGGGACGCAGACACGGGACAACCUUUGGGAGAGCCACUCCAAGAUCACGACCCCUCGGUGAUGGCCAUCGCAUUCUCACCGGACGGCCUGCGAAUUGUCACUGGAUCGGAAGAAAAGACGCUUCGGCAGUGGGACGCACACACUGGUCAGCUUUUAGGAGAGCCAUUCCGAGGUCAUGAAGACUCCGUCAGGGCUGUUGCAUUCUCACCAGAUGGCUCUCGAAUUGUUUCCGGUUCGAGCGACAGCACCAUUCGGCUAUGGGAUGCAGACACUGGUCUGGCGUUGGGAGAGCCGCUUCGAGGACACAAAGCGGAUAUAUUGGCUAUCAGAUUCUCACCAGAUGGCUCAAAGAUCGUCUCUGCCUCAUGCGACAACAUGAUUCAACUGUGGGACGCUGCGACCGGUGAGUCGCUGGGAGAGCCAGUCCGAGGUCCUGAAGAACAGGUGGCAGCCAUCGCGAUCUCGCCGAACGGGUCCCAAACUGUCACUGGAUCCCGAAUACUUCGUGGUCCAGAAACACUCUCUCAAAAGACAAUUCGAUUGUGGGAGACAAAUACUGGUCAACCAUUAGGAGAGCCACUCCAAGGACACGAAGCUCCGGUCGCUGCCGUCAGAUUCUCCCCAGACAGCUCACGAAUUGUGUCCGGCUCACACGACCGCACCGAGCCACUCCGAGGACACAGCGGACCUAUCAACACUUUCAAGUUCUCGCCUGACGGCUCACGGAUUGUCUCUAGCUCGCUUGACGGGACGAUUCGAUUCUGGGACACAAAUACUGGUCGUCCACUAGGAAGCCCACUUCUCGGUCACAAAUCCAUGAUCAACGCGGUGGCAUUCUCUCCAGAUGGCUCGCGAAUCGUCUCCGGCUCUUCCGACAAAACAAUUAGGGUAUGGAACGCGGAAACUGAUGCGAUCUCAAAGAGCUCCAAUAGAAAUGAAGAAGCGCAUUCAGGCUCGAGCAGCCCAACAGAUGAUUCAAAAGGAAACCUUGUACCCGGAUUUGAGCAUUGCUCACUGUCCUGGGAUGGUUGGGUCCAAUCCUCGGGGAAAUAUCUCUUCUGGGUGCCACCAGACAAUCGGCAUGGACUACAGUACCCGCGUCUUCUUCUGACUAUACCGACAACGAGUCCAUUCCGUGCGACCAAGGUUGAUUUCAGUCGUUUUCAUUGUGGGCCUUCUUGGACAAGCGUUCGAACAGAUCUUGAUCAAUGA